Molecule: messenger RNA, 1536 nt
Organism: Cladophialophora carrionii CBS 160.54
Lineage: Eukaryota; Fungi; Ascomycota; Eurotiomycetes; Chaetothyriales; Herpotrichiellaceae
Exons: 1
Coding region: 1-1536 (511 amino acids)
Source: RefSeq, a predicted model, not a curated record
AUGGCGAAAGACAAGGACGACCCAGACUUAUCGCCGACAUCUGCAGCCUUAGGCGGCAGUGGCAGCCACCAGAAAACAGACCCGUCUCCCGACACCAACGCGCCUGAGACGGUGUCUGCUGAGAAACCAGCCAUGCCAAAAGCCAACGUCGACAAGCCAGGGGCCGUGACCGGCGGUGAUGAUCAUCCAGGCCCGCAAGACAAAUCUUCUCCGUCAUCCUCUGAUGCCGCCACGCCAAACACGUUGUCAUCUGACGAGCAGCCCAAGACACAGCCUCAAAGCGACAUGGAGACCUCUUCCGAGCCUGAGGAAUUAAUCGUCCCGUCGACCCGAGUCAAGAAGCAAACGAGAUGGACGAUGAUUACGGAACCAGAUCCUGGAGCACUCCACCCUGACCUUGACUUCACGGACCGAAACACCUUGACCCGUGUCCUUGCGCUGCUCCAGAACGGCUGGGUUCUAGCUCGCGGUCGUGGUCCCAGGAACCAUGACACCUGCCUUUGGUGUCGCGGACCCAUCGAGUCCGACGUCGAUAUCCUCACCCACGUCGGGGCGGACAACGGGUCCAAGUGUAGGAACUCUUGGCCGGCAGCCUGUCUCAUGGACUGGAUUCAUCAAGAGCUUGACACGGCGAACGGCCACAAGCUGAAGUGUCCUAUGUGCUCAGCGGAAUUCUGCAGCUCUGGGACCAAAUCCGCGCACGAUUUCAAGGCCGAUCAAGGCAAUUCAGACCCUGACAGUCUUCGGGACGCGGCCUGGUUGAGAGUUGUGCUGUUUAGUCCUCUGUUUGCCCGAGAAGCUGCCCUCAAAGAAGGAAAGCAACUCAUUUUCAUGCAAGGAGCCGAAGCGAAGAAACUGGUCUUUCUAGGCCAAAACAAGGUUGUUUUCUCCCAGUGCGAAGGUCUUCUUGAUCCCGUCGAGGCGGAGAACAAGAGGCGGUGGCUCAAGAGGCAAUAUGGUGACAACCUCCCGUGGAACGUCGAGAAACUGACCGAGAUGGGAAUUGCCCAGUCGGAAGCAACGGCCAUCAUGCACGCCUACACACAGAGCGCUGCCAGCCCUUCGACGCGCCUCGAUGACGACCCUCUGGAGCUGCAACCUCGAUUUGACACAACCUGGGUUAUGAUGGACCGCGGAAAUAACCAGUUCAUCAUGUCCCCAUUCCUGACCGAGCAAGCUCACAAUGUGAUCCGGCUCCCAGUGCAACUUGGACACGGCGUCAUCAACGACAUGACUGCGGCGGAGUUUAAGGCCUUGGCGAAGAAGAACGGCGGUUUGCUGGCGGCCAUCAAGGGGUUCGAUGCCACCAAGGACGAGGACUUUAAGCGGCAUAGAGUGUCUGCGGAAGCAUGGAUUCAACACUUGCUUGCUAAGAACAAGCGAGACGGGGUUGCCGGGCCCAAGUAUGAGUUCUGGAAGCGAGUCAAGGACGCCCAUGAUGUCAACCUUGAUUUCAGUCUAGCCGCAGGAGAGAAAGGUGAAGGGGAUCACGACGACGAGUGGGAGGAUGAUGACGACAAUGAUGACAUUGAGUAG